Aspergillus puulaauensis is the source of this 354-nucleotide messenger RNA. RefSeq names its product LYR motif-containing protein. Gene Ontology annotation, biological process: mitochondrial proton-transporting ATP synthase complex assembly. The coding region runs from base 1 to 354 and encodes 117 amino acids. Gene Ontology annotation, cellular component: mitochondrial matrix. The transcript has a single exon. The record is from RefSeq and is a predicted model, not a curated record. Lineage: Eukaryota; Fungi; Ascomycota; Eurotiomycetes; Eurotiales; Aspergillaceae.
AUGGCCGCCUCAUCGACCGCAAAAACCACCUACCGCGCGAUCCUCCGCGAACUCCCUCGCCGUUCCCUCUCCUCUCCAACACCGCUGCACAACCGAGUCCGAGAGUCGUUUCGGAAACAGGCCACUGAGUCAUCGGCUAGCGAGCAAAUAAGCGAGGAAGCGCAGCGAAAAAUCCACCAGGCGGAGCAGUUUGCGCUGUAUGCGAAGGCGCAGCGCGAGUAUGUGAGGUUGGUGGAUAGGUACAAUCCGGGCUCGUGGAUGGACGAGGAAGACAGAAUUAGGCUCACGGCUAGGAGAGUUGGGCUGGAUUUACCGGAGUUACAUAAGGAGGGAAAGGAGAAAGAGAGUGCUUGA